This is a messenger RNA of Adineta steineri, 3045 nucleotides long. NCBI's taxonomy places the organism in Eukaryota, Metazoa, Rotifera, Eurotatoria, Adinetida, Adinetidae. The record is from the annotation of a GenBank genome assembly.
AUGUUCCCGUCCAUUAUUUUAACCUUCAUCUUAUGUUUCACAUUAUUUUCAACAACAAUUUCAUCGAAAUCAAUUGUAAUUGAAGUAAAAGGUGAUUGUGAAACAGUUGGUGGAAGAAUUGCACAUGAACAUGGAUAUCGAUAUGUUCGACAAAUUUUUGAUGGAUUUUGUGAAAUUGAAGAAGAUCCAUUAUCUGUUAAUCAUCGACGACAUCGACGAGCUAUUCAACAAGGAUUCAAUCCAGCUGAUAUUAUUUCAAAAGAUGAAGAUGUUGAAUGGGCUGAAUAUCAAAUACCAAAAACACGUAGAAAACGUGAAUUUCUUUUUAAUGAUCCACAAUGGAAUUCAAUGUGGUAUUUGAUAAGACAUUCUCAGACACCCCAUUUACCUGAUUUAAAUGUAACAGGAGCUUGGGAAAUGGGCUAUACAGGUCGUGGACAAGUUGUAACAUUUCUUGAUGAUGGUUUAGAAUAUGAUCAUCCAGAUUUACAAGAGAAUUAUGACAAAGAUGCUAGUACAGAUAUUAAUGGUAAUGAUGAUGAUCCAACACCACGUUAUGAAGUGACAAAUGAGAAUAAACAUGGAACACGAUGUGCUGGUGAAGUAGCAGCAAAAGUUAAUAAUAAUAUAUGUGGAGUUGGUAUUGCUUAUCAUGCUAGAGUUGGUGGUAUUCGAAUGUUAGAUGGUGAUGUAACAGAUAGUGUUGAAGCACGAUCACUUAGUCAUCGACCAGAUCAUAUUGGUAUUUAUUCUGCUAGUUGGGGACCUGAUGAUAAUGGUCUUGUUGUUGAUGGACCUGGUCGUUUAGCAAAGAAAGCAUUUGAAAAUGGUGCUUUACAUGGACGUGAUGGUAAAGGAUCUAUUUUUGUUUGGGCAAGUGGUAAUGGUGGACGUCAAUCUGAUUCAUGUGCUUGUGAUGGUUAUAUAACUUCAAUAUAUACUAUUGCUAUUAGUGCUACAACCGAACAUGGUGAUAAACCAUGGUAUCUUGAAGAAUGUUCAGCUACUCUUGCAUCAGCUUAUAGUAGUGGUCAAUCAAGUAAUGGUGAACGAGACAUUUAUACUACUGAUUUAAAUCAUGCUUGUACAGCUCAUCACACAGGUACAUCAGCUGCAGCACCAUUAGCUGCUGCUAUUUAUGCUCUUGUCCUUGAGGCAAAUCCUGACUUAACUUGGCGUGAUAUAAUGCAUAUAACAGUUCUUGGUUCACGUCCAGAUGCAAUUCCAUCGAAUAAUAAUAUUGUUCGAAAUGCUGCUGGUCUUAGUGUAAGUAAUAGAUUUGGUUUUGGUUUAAUGGAUGCUGGUUUAAUGACAUGGUAUGCAAGUGGAUGGAAAAAUGUUCCAUCAAUGUCAACAUGUGAAUCAGUAACAGAUAAUCCAAAACGAGUCAUACCAUCACGUUCAAAUGAAAUAUUCUCAUUGAAUCUAAUGGAAUGUAAAGAUGAUAUUGAUCCAACACAUGAAGUUAAUUAUAUUGAACAAGUACAAAUUUUCGUUACUCUAUUAACUGAUAGACGUGGUGAAAUUGAACUAUUUCUCUAUUCACCAUCUAAUACAAGAACACAAAUAUUACCCAAACGAGAACGUGAUAUGAGUAAUAAAGGUUUUCAAGAUUGGCCAUUUUUAACCGUACAAUUAUGGGGUGAAGUACCACACGGACAAUGGAAACUUCAAGUAGUUAAUACUGGCGGAGGUUCAGCAACAUUAAUAACUUGGAAAUUACUCGUUCAUGGUACUCGUGAAUAUCCAAUUUCACCACGUUCUGAAACCAAACAAUUAACAUUCGGAUCUGAUCGACCUAGUUGUCAUAUUGAAUGUAAUCCUGAUAAACCAUGUGGUAACACUGAUACAAACUGUACGUCAUGUCGUCAUCUAAAACAACCAUUGUCUGAUGGAAAAUUUCGUUGUGUUGGUAUUUGUCCUGAAGGAACUUAUACAAAUGAAGAAGAUAAAUUAUGUUUACCAUGUCAUUCUCAAUGUGGUUCAUGUCGAAAUGCAAGUGAAUAUAGUUGUAUUAGUUGUAAAACAGAUUUCUUUCUUAUACAUGAUACUAUGACUUGUGUUGAAUCAUGUCCUGAACAAUAUUAUACAGAUAAUCAUCUUCGAAAAUGUAUUCAUUGUAAAAAUGAUUGUGCAUCAUGUGAUACAAGUUCACAAAUAUGUACAUCGUGUCCUGAUGGUUAUGCACUUAAAGAUACAGAUUGUAUUAAAGCAUCAAAAAAAUGUCAAUCAAAUGAAUAUUUUAGUUUUACUGAAAAUGAUUGUCGAUGGUGUGAUUCAAGAUGUUUAACAUGUAGUGGGUCACGAUCUGAUCAAUGUAAAUCAUGUGAUAAAACAAGCAAAUAUCCAUAUCUUCAAUAUCGUACAUGUGUAUCAUCAUGUUCAACAGGAUUUUAUUUUUCAAAAAAUUUAUUUCAAUGUCUUCCAUGUCAUGAAACAUGUUUAAAUUGUACAUCAUCAAGUGAAUCAUCUUGUACAUCUUGUAAAAUUGGUUAUGUUUUUCUUUCUGAUAAUCAUCGUUGUGAAAAACAUACUGGUAAACCAUAUUAUCUUGAUGUAAAUACAGGUGAAACACAUACAUGUCAUGGCUCAUGUACACAAUGUAAAGGACCUAAACCAAAUGAUUGUAUUGCAUGUAAUUCAAUGAAUGAAGUACUUCUUGAUGAUGGACAUUGUGUUAAUCAAUGUCCAUCAAGUUUCUAUAAAAGUCAAAAACAAACAAUGGAUUAUCAGACGAAUGUAUGUUUACCAUGUUCAAUUGGAUGUAAAAAAUGUAAUAAUAUAAGUCAAUGUUAUCAAUGUGAUGAAUCUAAAGGAUAUAAAUUAAUAAAUUCAGUUUGUGUACCAAAUUGUAAACCACGGACAUUUUUAUCUGAUGAUCGUUGUGAAUCAUGUCAAAAUCCAUGUAUAACAUGUAUGAAUUUAACAAGUUGUUUAACAUGUGUUGAUCAAUUUCUUUUAUUAAAUGAUCAAUGUGUAGAAGAAUGUCCGGAAGGUUAUUAUUUAUAUGAUCAACAAUGUUUACAAUGUCAUCCGAUUUGUAAU